Ictidomys tridecemlineatus (thirteen-lined ground squirrel) is the source of this 1279-nucleotide messenger RNA. RefSeq names its product methionine sulfoxide reductase B1 (gene Msrb1). Gene Ontology annotation, molecular function: peptide-methionine (R)-S-oxide reductase activity. Gene Ontology annotation, biological process: protein repair. The record is from RefSeq and is a predicted model, not a curated record. NCBI's taxonomy places the organism in Eukaryota, Metazoa, Chordata, Mammalia, Rodentia, Sciuridae. Gene Ontology annotation, cellular component: nucleus.
GAGUGAAUGGUCCUCCGGAAGGGGAGGCGGCGCGGGCUGGCUCCCUCGAGUCUGCUUUUUAGGCUGUCCCGGGCUGCAAGCUUCAGGCUGUCCCGGCGGUGCCAUGUCGUUCUGCAGCUUCUUCGGGAACGAGGCUUUCCAGAACCACUUUGAGCCAGGCAUCUAUGUGUGUGCCAAGUGUGGCUAUGAGCUCUUCUCCAGCCAUGCGAAGUACGCACACUCAUCCCCAUGGCCAGCAUUCACUGAGACCAUCCACGCUGACAGUGUGGCCAAGCGUGCGGAGCACAAUCGACCUCAGGCCUUGAAGGUGUCCUGUGGCAGAUGUGGCAAUGGUCUGGGCCAUGAAUUCCUGAACGAUGGCCCCAAGCCUGGGCAAUCCCGAUUCUGAAUAUUUAGCAGCUCGCUGAAGUUCAUCCCUAAAGGCAAAGAAAGUGCUGCCUCCGAGGGGCACUAGGCGAGCUGCCACACCUACCCAGAUGUAUGUGCGCCAUGGGCACACUCUGGCAUCCCACCUUGGCAUUGGAAUCCUGGAAAUUCAACAGGGAGGUAGUGGCAGUGACUGAGACACCAGGAAGGCAGCCACGGCCUGAGUUCUGGGCUGGACAGCCUUGGGCAAAGCACUUGUCUGCAAUAGUCCAGUCUUCUGCCAGAAUGGGCCUUGGGGGUCGGGGCUGAGCUGCUGGCUGUCUUGGCCUCCAGCUCACAGUCUCUGGGCUUAUCUUGUCUUUGAAUGUCAUUGUACCCCCCACCUUCUCUUCUUCUUGACCUUCUGCCCAUUCCCUGGCUGUCUGGACCCAUGUCUGUGGAGCCCUGGUCCUCACAUAAGCUGUGCCCCUCUUCCCCAAGCUGUACUGGGAGGAAGAAUGCAAACAAGGGCUGCCCUGGCCUGCAGCUCCAGCCCUGGUGACUCUAUGAUCUGCUCUGGUAAAAGCCUUCUAAGCCAUCCAGGGUGGUGAUGAUUUGUGACCCACUAGGAGCGCAGGCUGAUGUGACAGACUCUUGACUCUUCAUCUCCUGAUGAGAUGCCUGGACCCUGUUUCCCAAUCUGUGGUAGAGCUUGCUUCACUGGUUCUUGGGAAAGGGGCUGCUGUUGCACUGCUUCACCAGUGUAGCUGGGGCCCUGGGGUCAGUCCUUCCAGUUCAGACCCAAAUGCGGUCACCUUACUGUAUGAGUUCAAAAGCUCUUGCCAUCUAAGAGGGCAGAUGAUUCUUAAGCCCACCUCCUUAUCUUCCUGGAGUAAUCAGGAAGAAAUCAAUAAAUAAAUGACACCUGCCCUGC